Molecule: messenger RNA, 12344 nt
Organism: Oryctolagus cuniculus (rabbit)
Lineage: Eukaryota; Metazoa; Chordata; Mammalia; Lagomorpha; Leporidae
Source: RefSeq, a predicted model, not a curated record
GUCGGGAGAACAAUGGCCGCGUCCGAGCAGGAAUCAGCUUGGGCUUUCACCCCCGUUGGGUGGUGGCUUUUAACUCUUCGGCGGCCGCGCGGCGGGCUCGCGGGCCGGGGCCGGGGGUCCCGGGGCGCCCUGCGCCUCGCGCUCCGCGGAGAGGGCGAGGGGGCGGCGGUCGGGGGCACUGGGCGCCGCCUCGGGCCGGCCCGAGUCUGAAAGUUUGCGUCCAUCGUCGCGUCGUGUUAAAGGACGGUGUCGCAGGGCGCGGCGCCGAAACUUCCACAAAGGGCGGCCGGCGCCGGGCUCGGGCGCGGCGCCCUCCCGGCGGGGCCCGCAGGGAAGCGGGGCUGCUCUCGGCCAUGGGCGCCGGAGGGAGCCAUGUUGGUUGCAUUUGUUGCAUGUGGAAGACCCAGACGUGCCUCAGACGAACUGCGCGGGGAAGAACAAAUCGCAGCUCCGCAGGCGUCUGCGGAGCUCCCUGUGUGGGGUUUCUGGUGGAGAGAUGGUCGGGAAGGGGAUCGAAGCUGAAGGGUUGGAAGGGCGAGCCGCGAACGCAGCGACCUUUGUGUGUUCGAGACGACCCCCCCUCGCUCCGCGGAGCCCGUGUCGGGGAAGGUGCAAAUGGUGGGGGCAGACCCACCUCGCCCCUCCGCGCCCGGAGCCGCCGCCGGCUCGACCGAGCACCUAGGGGCCUUUCGCCCCCAGUAAAAUUGCUUUGUUGUUUUGAACAGCUUUCCGAUGGUGGUACAGGUUCCAUCAGUUGCGCAUAUCUUGAUCUUACAGAAUCUGCCGUUUAAGUGCAGUUCUGGGUUUGUAGAUGGCCAUUUUUGAGAUUUUAAAACCCGAAAAGUGGUUUUAAACGGAUACUCGGAAUCUAGUUUUUUUUUUUAAGAGUCCUUUUGAAUAGUAAAAUGAGAAAUAAUUGCUAGCAGUUUAACCUCAAGAUCUUUUCACAUGAUAAAUGGGGGAGGGGAAGACAGAAAAUAUGCAAGACCCUGGUUUGAGAUUGAGUAAAGGUCAUAGAUACCCUAAGUUCUAGACUUGCUUAAAAGACAAAGCUAAUAUCCCACUUGGCGAGAUCAAAUAACUUGUGCUUUAAAAUUUAAAGUAACCAGUGGCCAUUUUAACUUCACUAAUGUUUCUUUGAGGAGUCAAUUUUUAAUUGUUCAAAAUUGUAAAAGAUCUUUCUAGCUGGCGAAGGAAAUUUUCAGGUAACUUACAAGAUUAAAAUCGAUUUGAUUGCUGAUUGUUCUGAACAAAUACAUCUUUUAUUUGAGGGAUGCCAUUUUGAAGACUGAUACCUUGACAUUUUAUCCUUGGGGAUAAAGGAAUCUUUGGGAAACCUGUGUUUCAAAUAGCAAGAUGUCGGCACUCCAGCGGCCUGCACAGUGUAACGGACGGUGGAAGCCUUUACACCCAGUCAGCUUGAAGAGUCUCAAAUGGACCCUACUACUGAGAAAUCAAGAUGGCAACCCACUAUGGGGAAGUGUGGAAAAUGGAUUAACACAAGAAUGCUAUACAACCAAGACAGGGCUCUUUUAACAUGGAUUCCAUGAAGUGAAUGAAGACAAUAGGUUUCUUACCCAACAUAAAUGGACAGUGGAUUUGACUUUCUAAAGACUUUUUGUAUCAUUAGAAGAAGUACAUUUUUGACAUUUGGAGAAGAAAGAUGGCACAUUAACAUAGGUGGUAGUAUCCUUGGAAUUUUUUGCAAUUUGAUUUGUAUGGAAUCAUGGAAUGUUAACUUUAAUAAAAUUUCUAACACUUCAAAAUUUCUCAGUUUGAGCCUUUUUUAUUUGAAAGUGGAAGUUUCAUUUUAAAUGUUCAUUUAUUGCCUUCAUAACUCUCUAACCUUUACAUUUACCCAGCAGUAGAGUGUACUGAAUAAAACUGAAAGUGGAAAUGGCAUGUUGGAAAAUGGUGGAUUUGAUUAAGACUUGUGGUUUUUUUUUUUUCAGAGUUGUUGAAAUUUAUUUGUGCUUUGAGAUGGUCAUUUGGUUGCAAUGCUGAUAUGUGCUUUCUUGAAACACCUGGGGCCGGGAACAAUUUAGUUUAUGAGUAAUAACAAUCUUUGAUCAACCAUGAGAUUUUAGAGAAGUUUGUAAGGGAAUGCAUGUUGCCUCAAAAUUGAGGAUGAGUGAUGUGUGUGAUUUAUUUCUGAAUUGUUUUAUGUUAAUGUAAAUGUUCCUUUUUACUUAGGGCUUUUAAUAUAAUAACUUGUGGUAAGAUAUACAUGUGAAAAAUGAAACUGAUGUCUCCUAUAAGCUUACCAUUGGGAAAAGGUAUUAGAUUUAUAGGGAAAUAUCCUUUGAGUCAACACAAAACAUUUUGUUGACAAUAAUGUAUAAUAUAUUUCAUAUACAUUUGAAAUAGAGUUAAUAUCUAGCAUUUUCCUCACUCUGUACAAUUGAGGAUUUAGAAUAAAAGCAUCACACUAUGCCAUUUGACUUUCAGGGGCCAGGUUUUAUUCAUUUGUUGAUAUCAACUAAUAGCAUUUCAGUAACUGAUGAUGAAGUGGUGGGCUAUUUUGGUAAAUCAAAUGAAUCAUUGCUUGUAUUUUCCCGUUAUUCAGAGAACAAAGAACAAUUCAGGUUACUUUUUUUUAAUCAUGCUACUUGUAACUAAUGCCAAAUGUCAGUAUACACGUCUGUGAUCAGAACAUGUGCCUUAUUCCCAUUGGCUGAUGAAGUGGAGGGUCUUUGUAUAAAUUAAAAAGUGGAAUUUUGGGCUUUGAUUCUGUUACGGAAGUUAUCUUUUUGUGUAAGGAAGUAUGAAUUCAAAUAGAUUUGCUGAUGGAUUUUAUAUUUAUCUAGAUUCAACUAUGUUGCUUUUGUUGGGUGUGACCUAAAAUUGAUUUCCUCAGUGAGGAUGGAGAAGGUUCUGGUAGAUUAUCAUGUUGAUUAAGGAACGUUGAUUGGAUUUGGGGAGUAUGUGGAUGGAUGAGUACUUGUCUGCCUGAGGGGCUUGAGGAUAUUUAAUUAUUGCUUUUGGCUCAGUAAUCAUUUUGUUUCUGUUGAUCUCAUGGUUUUGGUAACUUACGGGAACUUGUCCUGUGAUCUUUCCUGGAUAAUUUGCCAUCAGAUUUGACUGUUGUUAAUAACUUGUUGCAAUGGAUUUAGUUUAUUUGAUUGAAAUAUGAGGGGAAGGUUUGAGUAUAUUCUGUUGGUUUUGGAGGUGGAGUUUCUUGGGUUUUUGAUGUAAAGGUGACCAUGGUUGGUUCAUGCUAUUGAGUUUGAAGAACGUUGUUGUGCUUGAAUUAGUGUGGGAAAUAAAUAUAUUGUGGUUAUGAGCAUUUUUUGGGGGGUGACACUAACAGGAUUUUAGAUGGAUUGAAGAAUUUUUGUGAAAGUACAAAGAAAUAUAUUGAGAUUCUUGAAUAAAAGCUAGUUGUGUUAACUUUUGCUGUAAUGCAACUGAACACUAGGGAGGCGCUCUUGAGUUAUAAAAAAUUACCCCUUCCAGUUGGGAUUGGAAAUUCCCCCUUAAAUUUUGUCUUAAGAUGAUUUUUAGGCAUCAUAAAGAAGACAAAACUUCAAUUUAAUUUAUGAAAUAAAGGUUUUGCUUUUAUUUGGAAACCAUUUUACCCUUGGGGGGGUUAAUCUUUCAAAAGAUUAGUACUUAAUAUGGGCUUUAGAUUCUCAAAGAAUUAUCCCUUUUUCAAAAUGGCUUGAUAAAACACCACUUCCUGUCCAGGGAGGAAGUUAUUUUAGCUCAAGGACUGAAAUAUUUAGCAGAUCUUUAGACAAAAGGAACAAAUUACAUUUCUCUCUGGCUUAAAAAGGGUGCUUGAGCUAGAGGGGGUUAAGAAGCCCUCCCCCACCCCUGAUGGGGUGGUCUGGAGGGACUGGGAGGUGUGGAGGUGGGGGUCCUCAGGCUCCCUGGGAUGGUGGAUUUUUUUUUUUUUUUUGGUGGAGAUGAAGGGGUGGGUCUAUGGUACAUCACCUGAGUUGUGGGGUAAAUGUAGAGAGUGUCAAUCAAAGGCAGAGCUCUCAGAGCUGGGAAGGAGGCUCUAGAUGGCGGCUGUGCCUUAGAGAGAGCGCGCUCUGCUCCCUGCCUUCGCCUCACUUUACGCAACUUUCCCUAACUUUCGGGCAGCCUCAGGGGGCCCCCGCAGCCCCCUACCUCUCCUAGUGACUUACUAGGGUCGAUUCGGACCUUUUUUAGGGAGAAAAGCAGCUUUUAGGAGCUUUCUUUUCGUGCCUUGUUGGAAAGAAGCAGCCGUACUGAGAGCCCAGGUCGUUGUUUUUUCCAGCUUAGAAGCCAUGGCGCACCUCCAUUUUUGUGCGCUCGCCUAAUGAGGUUUUUUUCCUUCCGGACUCGUUUUGGUAUUAAUUAUUGCUUUAUUUUUUUGACCAGUUAACAUAUUUGAAGAUUAUUUUAUUUAUUUUUCGUUUUUUAACGGAGAAUUUUGCCUUUAUUUUUAAUUAUUUGGGAUCUGUAUUUUUCUACUACUAGAUAGGACUCUUGCUUUGGACAUACUACAUGGAUCAGUAAAUACCUGGGCACAGGACUUCAAAGCAAACAGAUUCCCCCUCCCCCUUACUAUUUAAGAAUUAAAAGAUGAUGAGAAAUAAGGACAAAAGCCAAGAGGAGGACAGUUCGCUACACAGCAAUGCAUCGAGUCAUUCAGCCUCUGAAGAAGCCUCAGGGUCAGACUCCGGCAGCCAGUCGGAGAGCGAGCAGGGCAGCGACCCAGGAAGCCGACAUGGCAGCGAGUCCAACAGCAGCUCCGAGUCUUCCGAGAGCCCGUCGGAGUCCGAGAGCGAAUCCGCGGGCUCCAAGUCGCAGCCGGUGCUUCCAGAAGCCAAAGAGAAGCCGGCCUCUAAGAAGGAGCGGAUAGCGGACGUGAAGAAGAUGUGGGAAGAAUAUCCUGAUGUUUAUGGGGUCAGACGGUCAAACCGAAGCAGACAAGAACCAUCACGCUUUAAUAUUAAGGAAGAGGCAAGCAGCGGGUCUGAGAGUGGGAGCCCCAAAAGAAGAGGCCAGAGGCAGCUGAAGAAACAAGAAAAAUGGAAACGGGAGCCCUCAGAAGAUGAACGGGAGCAAGGCACCAGUGCAGAGAGCGAAGCAGAGCAAAAAAAAGUGAAAGCCAGAAGACCUGUGCCCAGAAGAACAGUGCCCAAACCUCGUGUUAAAAAGCAAACUAAGACUCAGCGGGGAAAGAGAAAAAAGCAGGAUUCUUCUGAUGAUGAUGAUGAAGAUGAUGAAGCUCCCAAAAGGCAGACUCGUCGGAGAGCGGCUAAAAACGUUAGUUACAAAGAAGAUGACGACUUUGAGACCGACUCAGAUGAUCUCAUUGAAAUGACUGGAGAAGGAGUUGAUGAACAGCAAGAUAAUAGCGAAACUAUUGAGAAGGUCUUAGAUUCCAGACUGGGAAAGAAAGGAGCCACUGGAGCAUCAACUACUGUGUAUGCUGUUGAAGCGAAUGGAGACCCUGGUGGUGACUUUGAUACUGAGAAGGAUGAAGGCGAAGUCCAGUACCUCAUCAAGUGGAAGGGUUGGUCUUACAUCCACAGCACCUGGGAGAGUGAAGAAUCCUUGCAGCAACAGAGAGUGAAGGGCCUAAAAAAACUGGAGAACUUCAAGAAGAAAGAGGACGAGAUCCAACAGUGGUUAGGGAAGGUUUCUCCCGAAGAUGUGGAAUAUUUCAAUUGUCAGCAGGAGCUGGCGUCAGAGUUGAAUAAACAGUAUCAAGUAGUGGAGAGAGUAAUCGCUGUGAAGACAAGUAAAUCUACAUUGGGUCAAACUGAUUUUCCAGCUCACAGUCGCAAGCCGGCACCUUCGAAUGAACCUGAGUAUCUGUGCAAGUGGAUGGGACUGCCCUAUUCAGAGUGUAGCUGGGAAGACGAAGCCCUGAUCGGAGAGAAGUUCCAGAGCUGCAUUGACAGCUUUCACAGUCGGAACAACUCGAAAACCAUCCCAGCGAGAGAGUGCAAGGCCUUGAAGCAGAGACCUCGAUUUGUGGCUUUGAAAAAGCAGCCUGCGUAUCUGGGAGGGGAAAAUCUGGAGCUGCGGGAUUACCAGCUGGAAGGGCUCAACUGGCUGGCGCAUUCCUGGUGCAAAAGUAACAGUGUCAUCCUUGCUGAUGAAAUGGGCCUGGGAAAGACCAUCCAGACCAUAUCAUUCCUCUCCUACCUGUUCCACCAACACCAGCUGUAUGGCCCCUUUCUUAUAGUCGUCCCUUUAUCCACCCUCACCUCAUGGCAGAGAGAGUUUGAAAUCUGGGCACCAGAGAUUAACGUAGUGGUUUACAUAGGUGACCUGAUGAGCAGAAAUACGAUACGUGAAUAUGAGUGGAUUCAUUCCCAGUCUAAAAGGCUGAAGUUCAACGCACUCAUAACAACAUACGAGAUCCUGUUAAAAGAUAAGACUGUGCUGGGCAGUAUUAACUGGGCCUUUCUGGGAGUGGAUGAAGCCCAUCGGUUGAAGAAUGAUGACUCUUUGUUGUAUAAAACUCUGAUUGAUUUCAAGUCCAACCAUAGGCUCCUGAUCACGGGGACCCCUCUUCAGAAUUCUCUCAAAGAGCUCUGGUCCUUGCUGCACUUUAUUAUGCCGGAGAAGUUUGAGUUCUGGGAAGAUUUUGAGGAAGACCACGGCAAAGGGAGAGAGAAUGGCUACCAGAGUCUUCAUAAGGUGCUGGAGCCGUUCCUUCUGCGGAGGGUCAAGAAGGACGUGGAGAAGUCCCUCCCUGCCAAGGUGGAGCAGAUCCUGCGGGUGGAGAUGUCGGCGCUGCAGAAGCAGUACUACAAAUGGAUUCUGACCAGAAAUUACAAGGCUCUGGCCAAAGGGACGAGAGGCAGCACGUCUGGUUUCCUCAACAUUGUGAUGGAGCUGAAGAAGUGCUGCAACCACUGUCACUUGAUCAAGCCCCCCGAGGAGAGUGAAAGGGAGAGCGGCCAGGAGGUUCUGCUGUCCCUGGUCAGGAGCAGCGGCAAGCUGAUUCUGUUGGACAAGCUGUUGACGAGGCUGCGGGAACGGGGGAACAGAGUGCUCAUCUUCUCUCAGAUGGUGAGAAUGCUGGACAUCCUGGCCGAGUACCUGACCAUCAAGCACUACCCCUUCCAGCGUCUGGAUGGUUCCAUCAAGGGAGAAAUACGGAAGCAGGCGCUGGACCACUUCAAUGCAGACGGGUCUGAGGACUUCUGCUUCCUGCUGUCCACAAGGGCUGGUGGCUUGGGAAUCAAUUUGGCAUCUGCGGACACUGUCGUCAUCUUCGACUCCGACUGGAACCCCCAGAACGACUUGCAGGCGCAAGCCCGGGCCCAUAGGAUUGGUCAGAAGAAGCAGGUGAAUAUUUACCGGUUAGUCACGAAGGGGACUGUGGAGGAAGAGAUCAUAGAACGCGCCAAAAAGAAGAUGGUAUUGGACCACCUGGUGAUUCAGCGCAUGGACACCACUGGGCGCACCGUCCUGGAGAACAACUCGGGGAGGUCCAACUCAAAUCCUUUCAACAAAGAAGAGCUGACAGCCAUUUUGAAAUUUGGAGCAGAGGAUCUCUUCAAAGAGCUGGAAGGGGAGGAGUCGGAGCCGCAGGAAAUGGAUAUAGAUGAAAUUUUACGCUUGGCUGAAACCAGAGAGAAUGAAGUGUCGACGAGUGCUACUGAUGAGCUUCUGUCCCAGUUUAAGGUUGCCAACUUUGCAACGAUGGAAGAUGAAGAAGAGCUGGAGGAGCGUCCUCACAAGGACUGGGAUGAGAUCAUUCCCGAGGAGCAGAGGAAGAAAGUGGAAGAGGAGGAGCGGCAGAAGGAGCUGGAAGAAAUCUACAUGCUGCCUCGCAUUCGGAGUUCCACCAAGAAGGCUCAGACGAACGACAGUGACUCCGAUACGGAGUCUAAGAGGCAGGCCCAGAGGUCCUCCGCUUCAGAGAGCGAGACAGACGACUCUGAUGACGACAAGAAGCCCAAGCGCAGAGGGCGCCCCCGGAGUGUGCGCAAGGACCUCGUGGAAGGGUUCACGGACGCCGAGAUCCGAAGGUUCAUCAAGGCUUACAAGAAGUUUGGUCUCCCUCUUGAAAGGCUGGAGUGCAUAGCGCGGGACGCUGAGCUGGUGGACAAGUCGGUGGCAGAUCUGAAACGCCUGGGCGAGCUGAUUCACAACAGCUGUGUGUCCGCGAUGCAGGAGUACGAAGAACAGCUGAAAGAAAGCACCGGCGAGGGGAAAGGACCUGGGAAAAGGAGAGGCCCAACAAUCAAGAUAUCUGGAGUUCAGGUUAAUGUGAAAUCCAUUAUCCAGCAUGAAGAAGAAUUUGAAAUGCUGCACAAAUCUAUCCCGGUGGACCCUGAAGAAAAAAAAAAGUACUGCUUGACCUGCCGCGUCAAAGCUGCGCACUUCGACGUGGAGUGGGGCGUGGAGGAUGACUCUCGACUGCUGCUGGGGAUUUAUGAGCACGGCUAUGGAAACUGGGAGCUGAUUAAGACAGACCCAGAGCUCAAGCUCACCGACAAAAUUCUGCCCGUGGAGACAGAUAAAAAGCCCCAGGGCAAGCAGCUGCAGACCCGAGCGGACUACUUGCUGAAGCUGCUCCGGAAGGGUCUGGAGAAGAAGGGGGCCGUGACAGGAGGGGAGGAGGCCAAAUUAAAGAAGCGCAAGCCUCGAAUGAAAAAGGAAAACAAGGCGCCGCGGCCAAAGGACGAGCCCGGGGCAGAGUUUUCGUCCCCCAGGCACUCGGACAACCCUUCGGAAGAGGGAGAAGUGAAGGAUGAUGGCUUAGAAAAAAGUCCAAUGAAGAAAAAACAGAAGAAGAAAGAGAACAAGGAGAACAAGGAGAAACAAGUGAGUUCCAGGAAAGACAAAGAAGGGGACAAGGAAAGGAAGAAGUCCAAAGAGAAGAAAGAGAAGCCCAAAGGUGGUGAUGCCAAAUCUUCGAGUAAAUCCAAGCGAUCUCAGGGUCCUGUCCAUAUUACAGCAGGAAGCGAGCCCGUCCCCAUUGGAGAGGAAGAGGAAGACGAUCUGGACCAGGAGACAUUCAGCAUAUGUAAGGAGAGGAUGAGGCCCGUGAAGAAGGCGUUGAAACAGCUGGACAAACCCGACAAGGGCCUGAGCGUGCAGGAGCAGCUGGAGCACACCCGGAACUGCCUGCUGAAGAUCGGGGACCGCAUCACCGAGUGCCUGCGUGCCUACUCGGACCAGGAGCACGUCAAGCUCUGGAGGAGGAAUCUGUGGAUUUUUGUUUCCAAGUUUACAGAAUUUGAUGCCCGAAAACUGCAUAAGUUAUACAAGAUGGCUCAUAAGAAAAGGUCUCAAGAAGAGGAGGAGCAGAAGAAGAAAGAUGACGUGACCGGUGGUAAGAAGCCGUUUCGCCCAGAGGCCUCGAGCUCAAGCCGGGACUCUCUGAUCUCUCAGUCCCACACCUCUCACAGCCUUCACCCGCAGAAGCCUCAUUUGCCUGCCUCCCAUGGCCCACAGAUGCAUGGACACCCAAGAGAUAACUACAGUCACCCCAACAAGAGACACUUUAGUAACGCAGAUCGAGGAGACUGGCCGAGGGACAGGAAGUUCAGCUACAGUGGCGGCGGCGGCAACCCGCCGUGGGGCGGUGACAGGCACCAUCAGUACGAGCAGCACUGGUACAAGGACCACCACUAUGGGGACCGGCGACACAUGGAUGCCCACCGUUCCGGAAGCUAUCGGCCCAACAACCUGUCCCGGAAGAGACCUUAUGAUCAGUACGGCAGUGACCGGGACCACCGGGGACACCGAGAUUAUUACGACAGGCACCAUCAUGAUUCUAAGCGGAGGAGAGCCGAUGACUUCAGGCCUCAGAAUUACCACCAGCAGGAUUUCCGACGGAUGUCCGACCACCGGCCCCCUAUGGGCUACCACGGCCAAGGACCCUCCGACCACUACCGCUCUUUCCACACAGACAAGCUGGGGGACUAUAAACAGCCCCUGCCCCCACUGCACCCUGCGGUCUCAGCGCCCCGCUCACCCCCUUCUCAGAAGUCGCCUCACGACCCCAAGUCCCCCCUGGGCCAUCGGUCUCCCCUGGACAGGUCACUAGAACAGAAAAACAACCCAGAUUACAGUUGGAAUGUUCGGAAAACAUAAAGGACGGCUUGAGGGGGCGAGCAGGAGCCAGCGCGCACGCGGCUGUUUUGGUCUGAGCCCCAGCGGCCAGCUUGGAGCCCUGCGAGCGCGGGCUGGGGACACGCGGCUGCCGUCCUCUCUCUGGCCGCAGGAGCGCUUCACGGAGAGCAGGCCCUUGCUCUCGGCAGCUCUCCCACACCUCGGCUCGCCCUCCUCCGUGCCGGCCUGCUCCGGCCUCCCUGACGGGUGCUGGGGGAGGAGGUGACUGUGUGCCCGCGUCGCUGGACCUGCUGCCCUGGGAAGGAACGGGGGCUCCUGGCCUUGGUGUGUGGAGGCUGCGGGGCCUGAGGGCCGGCGUGGGGUUUGGUUCACUGUGACAUGACAGGUGCUGCUGAAGGGGUGAGGUCUCGCGGCGGAGGACUUGCAGGGGCGUCCUGGGAAGGAUCCGCUCGGCCUCGCCGUGGAGACCCGGGGGUGGGCGGAGUGGGGAGCGCUGCUCCGUGGCCUCUCCCUGCCAACACUAAUUUUUCCAUGCUGUUUUUGUGCAUUUCAAAGGUUUGCUCUCCUGAGUGGGACUGCUUUUCCCCCAUGCCAGGGAAAGUGGGGUCCCCCCGGCUGACUUUUGAGUACUGUGAUUUAGCCACACCGAAGUCAGCGUGGGCUGGUCUUACUGACUGCGGAGUGGGCUGAGUGAGGGUGGGGUGGGGUGGGGUCGUGUGGCCAGGUUCCUCUGGAGGGGCGGGGUGGAGGCAGAGGCAGGCCUGCGGGCCAGCACAGCACAGCACAGCACUGGUGGGCGCGUCCACGGGCGGCCAGCAGGGUUCCUGGUGGGGUUUGCCCUUGCCAGCCCUUGCAGCAGGUGGGGGAAGCUUUCAGUAUUGAGUGGAUCAGCCUCUGUAGCCGCCUGCAGCUGGGAUUAAUUACCCAGAACCCCACACCUCCGCACGGCGCGGCUGCAGGAGCGUUCCCAGCUGAGCUUGGUCUCCUUCAGAAUCAGGUCAGUGAAUGUGAACCUGGUGGGGAGCGUCCAGGGCUGGGGACCGAGUGCUGGGCAGCGAGAGUCGCCCUGGCGCGGAGCUGAGGACAGGGCCAGGUCAGGGCUGCCGCCAUGCCAGUGAGGGCAUCCAGCUGCCUGCAGGCGUCCAGGCGUCCAGGCGUCCAGGCGCAGUGCGGUGGGAGAGCCUGCGGAGGGCGAGUGCAGACUCCCGAGCUGACCGUGGGGCCCUUGGGGCCGGACAGCGCCGUUAAUGCCUUUACCAAGAAAUGCCAAGCCGUCCCGACGUGCCGCGGUGCUGAGCUGCCUGCAGGCCGCUCUGUCCCGGCAGCCUGGGUUGGGAGUCGGCCCGCCCCUCCCGCAGCUGCUCAGCCUGGCCUUGCACCACGCCUGCCACGCCGCCCCGGGGGCAGGCGGGAGGGCGCAGAGGCGCAGCUGCUGCUGGCACCGCUGACUGCUGAGCCAAAGAGGAAGGCGAGGGCGGCCCUUGCGGGGGGAGCUGGGGAGGGGGCGAGCCCCCGGGAGCAGCGUGAGCGGAGCGGGCGCCUUCCCGUACUCCACGUUGCCGACAGGAGACGUGCGUCACCCCCGAAGAUGUGCCCUCAUGAGAAGCCGCUUCCUUCCGUUCCCACUCAGGCCCCCGAGUGCCACGUGCCGAGCAGGAGGCGGUGUGGGCCAGAUCAGUGUUGAUUCCGUGUGACAGUAUCAGCGCACGUGGGCUGGGGCGGAGGUCCGCGAGCCUCGCACGGCGAGGGUGACCGCAGGUGUGCGCACGCGGCCCUCUCACCUGCGGGGCGGCGCCCGAGGAGUGGGGUGCUGGCUGCGCCGUGGCCGGCAGGACAGGCGAAGCCCAGGCUGACCUCCGAGCCAGGCUCCAGCUGACGGCCCCUCUGCUUGCUCUCCCGCCAUCGUUCCUUCAGCGCCGCCAGGGAAACCUGAGCACUCGGCCCGAUGCCCGCCUGGCGGUGCAGGUGCGUGGGCGCGAUGCCGCCGCGGUCCUAGCAGGCCAAGACCCACUGUCGGCCGGGUGGGCCCGUGCGGGCGGCUGUGCUGGGCGAGAGCCGUGCCAAGGGUCCAGGCUGCUUUAGUCCACCCGUGCCCAUCUGUCUUGGGCACAGGUGGCUUUCGUUAUUGUAAAAUUGUGGACUUUUAAAACCUGUUGACUAAACAGUAAUUAAUUUAUAUUUGUGAAAAAUGCCACUGUCCUAGUGAUUUCUGAUGUAAAUAAGGUUGUUUAUAUAGUAUGUAUUAAAUUUUCCUACAUUGUAAAACUGCUCUACUUUUGAUUCUUACACAUUAAAAAGUGUUGCUAAGGAUUUCUUAGAAUCGG